AUGGGGACCAUCUGGAUCCUGGAUCUGAUUGAUCAUAGCUCAGGGAUGGUUAUAAACCUGACAGACCUGAAAGAGUACAUGCAGGAGACAAUCAUGGAGCUGCUUGACCACAAGAAACUGGAUCAGGAUGUGGCUUAUUUUGCUGAUGUUGUGAGUACAACUGAGAACGUGACAGUGUACACCUGGGAAAACCUCCAGAAGCAUCUGCCCGCGGGGGCUCUUUAUAAGGUCAAGGUGUAUGAAUCCAAGCAGAACGUCAUUGUGUACAAUGAAGAAGAGACAGCUCCACUGGCCUCAAUGUGUGACCGGAGCGCACACUACGUAAUCAGGGACUAG
Terrapene triunguis (Three-toed box turtle) is the source of this 336-nucleotide messenger RNA. Its product is annotated as 6-pyruvoyl tetrahydrobiopterin synthase-like. Bases 1 to 336 code for a protein of 111 amino acids. Gene Ontology annotation, cellular component: mitochondrion. The transcript has 4 exons. NCBI's taxonomy places the organism in Eukaryota, Metazoa, Chordata, Testudines, Emydidae. The record is from RefSeq and is a predicted model, not a curated record.